Perca flavescens (yellow perch) is the source of this 3676-nucleotide messenger RNA. Its product is annotated as zinc fingers and homeoboxes protein 2-like. Bases 391 to 3402 code for a protein of 1003 amino acids. Gene Ontology annotation, molecular function: DNA-binding transcription factor activity, RNA polymerase II-specific; DNA binding. NCBI's taxonomy places the organism in Eukaryota, Metazoa, Chordata, Actinopteri, Perciformes, Percidae. The record is from RefSeq and is a predicted model, not a curated record. The transcript has 4 exons. Gene Ontology annotation, cellular component: nucleus. Gene Ontology annotation, biological process: regulation of transcription by RNA polymerase II.
GACCUGGAAUACAAAUCAGAUGCAGACCUUUUGGGAGGGAUCAGUUUGAGAUCGCCUGUGUAAAAGGAUUCAAGGUAUCCCGAGCUUGAGUGCCCUUGUUGUCUGUGAUGCCCUCCCAUGAAGCCCAGGUCGGUAGCUGACACUGCCAGUGAGCGGGAGACGCCACUGCACAACCGGUCCGUCAGCCGGUUAUCGCCCUCCCUCUCGCACGCUGGAGACUCCAACUCCACCCACCUACCAAUAUCCACAACCAUCAGCUCUGAUCCACCCCAGUGAAGCCCUUUUCAGAAACCACCAGCACCACCAGCAGCAGCAGCAGCAGCAGAAGCCAAAAACCUGCACUAUCUUCAACGCAAUCAGCAACACACCAGCACCACAAUUAUCACCAGCAUGUCCAGUCGAAGAAAGUCCUCCACCCCUUGCAUGGUGCGGGUCGUCAGCGAAGUUCCCGAGGAGCAAGAUGACCCCGAGCAGGAGGUGAUGGACGUGAAUGCAUCGUCGGACGACGACGCCACGGAGAAAGAACAAUCAGAAGAGAGUCGAGACCCCCAGCGGGAGCCUUCAGAGAAUCCAGACCAGCAGACGUUUCGAAAACCAGUGGAAAAUCAGAAUCCUGAGCCAUUAGAACAAGAGGAGAAGGACAAGAAGGAGAGGGAAGGGGUUGAAUGUGACCCCGAGUCCCAGAAACAGCCGCCCAGAGGCUACGAGUGCAAAUACUGCCCGUUUUCAACGCAGAACCUGACUGAAUUUAAAGACCACGUGGACUCCAGCCACCCUAACGUCAUUCUCAAUCCGUUGUACCUCUGCGCGGUCUGCAACUUCAACACCAAGAAGUUCGACUCGCUCACGGAGCACAACGAGAGCCGGCACCCGGGCGAGACGGACUUCAAGUUCAAGAGGAUAAAAGUGAACAAUCAGACUAUCUUAGAGCAGACAAUCGAAGGCAAGGACAAUUCAGUCGAAUGCGACGCGAGAGGCGAACGGGAUGAAACGCUUCCGUCUUGCGUAUCAUCGACCACGGUGAAAACCCCAGGCAAUACCCAGUCGCCCUAUCAAGGGAGCGAACUGAAAAGCAAGCGGGACAGCCUGAUCCAGAAGAAUCAAAUCACAGCGGUGAACGUCAAUGGAACGGUAAUCAUCCCCGAACCGACCAUCCUCCAAGGGCUCUCGCACGUCACCCCGAUGCUCCAACGCCCGCCUAACUUUAACUCUGUACCAAAAAUAGCUGUUCCCUUGAACACCACCAAAUAUAACCCUUCUUUAGACGACAACUUGACGUUGAUCACCUCCUUCAGCAAGUUCCCUUACCCGACGCACGCCGAGUUGUCGUGGCUGACCGCCGCCUCCAAGCACCCGGAGGACCAGAUCAAAGUCUGGUUCACCACCCAGCGGCUUAAGCAAGGCAUCACCUGGUCCCCAGAGGAGGUGGAAGAAUCCAGGAAGAAGAUGUUCAAUGGCUCCAUCCCUCCCACGCAUCACACGUUCACCCUCCUGCCUAACAACCCCCCAAUCUCGCAACAGUCAACCGCCAAAUCCACCCAGCAGUCCUCUGUCCACACUUCAUUCGGGCAUGCGAGUUAUGUCCGGACAUCCGCGUCCAAUGGGUUAAGUGUAGUCGCCACCACGAACUCUCCAGCUGGAGCUUCGAUUGGCUCCAUCCCUUCCCUUAAACGAUCCCUGCCAACGCACCUGACGACAGUGUUUGGCCCGGAGUCUAAGCGGCCCAUCAUGGCAGUCGCCCCUCACUCUGGGGACCCUAAAGACAGGGGCCUCAUGGCUCCUCCGCCCCCUCCUCCCCCGAAAGACCGCCUCCCAAUGGCUCCACCUCCUGUUCCCGUGGAGACAAAGAGACCUGUAGCAGUCCCUCUGGUGACCACGGAGUUGAAGAGGCUAUGCGCUACUGUGCCUUUAAUGCCGCCGCCAUCAUCGCCGUCUUCGUUGUCCAAAGGGAAGGUUCUCUCGACGUUAGGGAACCCCAAAACGAAGCCGGUGGUCUCGCUGCCCUCCAUAGUCUUUCCAGAGUCUUUAACAAGGCCGCUGAUAGUUCCCCCGCCUAUCUUUGCCCCGCCAUUUAAAAACGCGUUACUUUUUCCUCUUAAUUCGCCCAUCACUUCCAAAGAAAAGCACCUUAAUCCCCACGCUUUAUCAGCUGCUGAUCUGAAGCUGACGAACUCCCCACCACUUCACACCCCACACGUAAGGAGGCCGACCAUUAUCCAGUCCAUUCGUGCUCCGGCUAAAGCCCCGUCCCAGAUUCCGGGGUUUCCGUCGGAUAGCAAGAAGCUAAAAGAGCAGCCACGAGUGGAGGUGAAAGCCAGCUACCCCAGAGGAGAUAAGGUGCUCACUCCUCUAGCGGAGGCCAACGGGACAUCUCGCAGGGACGGGAAGCGGACCCACAAUCAAACCUCUCUCGCUCACAGCAACGGGGUCAUGCAUCUUGAUGGCGGCGAGCUAGCAGCAGGGCUGAAAACAGACUUUCAGCAAAAGUCCUUGGUGCUUACCCAAUUCCCCUUGCUGGAGAGGAUGAAAGGCAAGACGGCAGAGCAGCUAAAGAUCUUGGAGGAGAACUUCUUGAGGAACAGCUUCCCCACGCUCAGCGACGUGGACAAUCUGGCCGGCACCACUCGCCUAUCCCACCAGGAAAUCGACAGCUGGUUUGCGGAGCGCAGAGCCCUGCGGGACAACCUUGAACAAGCUCUUCUCAACUCCAUGGGCACCAAGAGGAUGGACUCCGGUGACACCAAGAAACGACUACAUCAGCAGCAGCAACAACAGCACCAAACUCUCCAGCUGAAUGGGAUUCACAAACCAAGCCUUCUUCCACCCUCUUCCACCAUGCCCAUCAUUGCCCCCUCUAUCCCCAACCCAAAUUCCUGCUCAGUGCCUCCAGACAGCCGAUCCCUGGCACUCCUCAAGGACAAUUUUGCUCAAACGCGGUGGCCUUCCCCUGAGGAGUUCAGCCAGCUGGAGGGACGGACGGGACGCGCCGAACUCGCCCGCUGGUUUAACGACAGCCGGCUGCAGUGCAGCAGCGUGGAGCUGACGGAACUUUUUCACAACAAUGGCGUGAACGGAGGGCAGGGGCUGCCCGUGUGCUCCCCCAAAAUCGCUCCCCCCGGCAGCAACAACAACAGCAGCAGUAAGGUGUUGGAGGUUGAGUUGGGCUGGCUAAUGGAGCAGCGCGCUAACAGCCUCAGCAGUCAACAGCAUGAUGAGAUCCAAGACCGGUUUGCUGGCAGACUGGCGCAGCAGAACGUGGCGGAGUUGAAGGUGGUGGGAGGAGCUCGGGGGGUGUUCGGCAGCUGGCUGGAGGACGGACACUCCACGAAGACGGGACGGGAGCUGCUCCGGGACAGAGACAGGACGCUACCGGAGGACGCGUCUGGGAGGCUGACUGGAUGAACGGUGUGAAUAGGAUUUGCUGUCGUCGUUGCCGCUGCUGGAAACAGGAGGAGGAAAGAAACCAAGUUGGACGGAGAAUGGAGAAAAGAAGAAGAGUUUUUUAUUACUUUUCACUUUAUUACUUUUUUCUUUUUAUUUGAUUUUUCACCGAUUUUUUUAAAUCUCUUUUGAUUGUCGCAUCCCAGGUCACGCACAACAUCCCCAACAUCGCACGCUGUGAGGAAACGAUCCUGAGAGGAACUACCAGGAUACCGUUUUACCGUUUGAGUUUACG